Messenger RNA from Danio aesculapii, 2724 nucleotides. RefSeq names its product protein associated with LIN7 2, MAGUK p55 family member b (gene pals2b). Gene Ontology annotation, molecular function: protein binding. The transcript has 12 exons. Lineage: Eukaryota; Metazoa; Chordata; Actinopteri; Cypriniformes; Danionidae. Gene Ontology annotation, cellular component: plasma membrane; cell-cell junction. The record is from RefSeq and is a predicted model, not a curated record. Bases 236 to 1978 code for a protein of 580 amino acids.
GCUAGUAAGAGGAUCUGUAUAUGAAUGUGUGUGUGUGUAUGUGUCCACAUCUGUGUUUGGCAGACGUCUGGAUUGCUUUCUCUCCUCUUUUUGUGUGGAUGUCUCUUGGCCUCUUUUUUUGCUCUCCUGCCAACUUUUCAUAGAGUCAUAGUAGUCUACGUUUUUAUUUUUGUUUUCAUUGGCAAGUCCACAUUUGCGCAGUUCAGUAGAGCAGAGGUCAGAUUUGACAGUAGGAAUGAUUCUCACUGUGGAUGAAACGUUUUCAAACGGAGCAGGUUUGAACUCGGAUGCCGGGGGCUUUGGAGAAACAGGGGAGGGGGCAUCCGAACCUGAUGAGGGCGCAAAUCCUUCUGGAGCUAUGCAGCAGGUGUUGGAUAACCUGGGCGAGUUGCCCUCCACCACCGGGGCUAAAGACAUUGACCUCAUCUUCCUCAAAGGCAUCAUGGAGAGUCCCAUCGUCCGCUCACUGGCCAAGGCUCAUGAGCGUUUGGAGGAUGUGAAGCUGGAGGCCGUGCAGGAGAAUAACGUUGAGCUUGUGACUGACAUUCUGGGUGACAUCAGUGGUCUGAGUGUGCGAGAUGACAGUGCUGCCGAGCUCUCCAAAAUCCUGCAGGAGCCCCAUUUCCAGUCUCUUUUGGAGGCUCAUGACAUAGUGGCAUCAAAGUGCUAUGAAGCCCCGGCCCCUCCUGAACUGACCAAUGAUGCAGCAGUAAACAACGCUCUAAUGCAGGCUGAUGCAGUCAGAAUGAUUGGGAUUCGCAAGAAAGCAGGAGAACCUCUGGGUGUGACCUUCCGAAUGGACAAGGGUGACCUGGUAAUCGCUCGCAUCCUCCAUGGAGGGCUGAUUGACAGGCAAGGGCUCCUGCACGUGGGUGACAUCAUUAAAGAAGUGAACGGGAAGGACGUUGGCACUAAUCCCACUGAGCUGCAGGAGAUGCUCAAAGAGUGUAGUGGAGGAAUAACACUCAAAAUAUUACCCAGUUACAGAGACGCUCCAGCGCCACCACAGGUGUACGUGAAGCCGCAUUUUGACUACAGUCCAGCCAGCGAUAAUCUAAUUCCAUGCAGAGAAGCAGGACUUGCUUUCAAACGGGGGGAUAUUUUGCAGAUUGUCAACCGAGAAGAUCCCAACUGGUGGCAGGCAUGUCAUUUAGCAGAAGGAGGCACUGGGCUGAUUCCCAGUCAGUUUCUGGAGGAAAAGAGGAAAGCAUUUGUUCCUAGAGACCUGGAUGGGGCAGGAAUCCUAUGUGGAACAUUGACUGGGAAAAAGAAGAAAAAGAUGAUGUAUCUCACUGCCAAAAAUGCAGAGUUUGACCGUCACGAGCUUCAGAUCUAUGAGGAAGUAGCACGUAUGCCACCGUUUCAGAGGAAAACCCUCAUUCUGAUUGGAGCGCAAGGAGUGGGCCGCCGCAGCCUGAAAAAUAGACUAGUUGUACUGCAUCCCACCCGUUUUGGCACCACUGUACCCCACACAUCACGACGGCCACGCAAUGACGAGAGAGACGGUCAGUCGUACAGAUUUGUGACCCGUCUCGAGAUGGAAACUGACAUCAAGGUGGGACGGUACCUGGAACACGGAGAGUACGACGGAAACCUCUAUGGUACUAAAAUCGACUCCAUCCAUGAGGUGGUGAACACUGGACGCACAUGUAUCCUGGACGUCAACCCUCAGGCUCUGAAGCUGUUAAAAACAGCAGAGUUCAUGCCGUAUGUCGUGUUCAUCGCAGCCCCAGAGUUCGACACGCUGAAAGAUAUGCACAAAGCCGUGGUGGACGCAGGACUGACCACCAAACAACUCGCAGAUGUGGACUUGAAGAAGACAGUGGAUGAAAGUGCUCGUAUCCUGCGGGCUUACAGACACUACUUUGACCUCAUCAUUGUCAAUGACAACCUAGACUGUGCGUUCGAGAAGCUGCAGUCAUCUGUGGAGGAACUGUGUACUGAACCACAGUGGGUUCCAGUGAGCUGGGUUUACUGAGGACACCUUCAGAACAUCACUAUGUGUGUGUGUGUGUGUGCGUGUGUGUUGAUAUCUGAGAUGAUUAAUGUGAGCCAGAGUGAAGAUAUGUAUGUGGAUUGACCAACAAAAUGAGCGUCAUCCCACAAAAGCACAGUUUGCCCCAACCUCCUUUUUUGUGAACACAAAGCAAUGUUUUUUUCUACUCAAACUCAAAGGGAAGAGUACUUAUUUAUUUUAGUAUUUGUAUGUUUUUAAAAUAACUUACUGUUUUGGAGUCCAAACGAUGAGAACCUUGGCUAUCCAGAGGCCACAUUUUUUUAUUUAUUAUUGUAGUUGUUUUUUUACACGUGUUCCUGCUCUUUAAUUUUUGUAGUUCCUGAAUGUACUGUGAUGUUUUGAUUCUUACUCAAAUGAAGGACUUACCUGACAAGAGUUUACCAGGCCAAGGGCUCAUGUAGAACUUUAUAGAUCCUCAAACCAUGAACCGCAAAACUGUUUACACCCAGCAAGCACUUUUUGUUUUCAAAAGAUGUCUAAAAGAUCUCUAAUAGAUGUCAAAUAGACGUCUAAACAUAACUGUCUCUGCUAAAACAAGGCUAAAUUUGGGCUGUCAGUGAAAACCGAAUAGACAUUUAAGAAUAGGCCAAAACUAGACUAGUCAUCAAAUAAACAGAAAUUAUUGACCACACAUAUAAAUUUUGUCUAUUUAACGACUAGUCUAGUUUUGAGAUAUUCCUAGAUGUCUAGUCGGUUUUCAGUGACAG